AGCCUUCGAUUGUAGGGUCUGGAUUCAUGUGUCUAUGAAAUAUGAUUUGAUUAAAAUUGGGAAGUCGAUACUUUCCAAACUUGAAGCAAAUUGUUCUGGUGAUUUGGAUCACUUGAAGACACAACUGAAAGGAUUGCUCAAGGACAAGACUUUCUUGAUCGUUCUGGAUGACAUUUGGGAGGAAGACCCGCAUGAACUGGUGAAGUUGAUGGAUUUUCUGAAUGUUGGUGCAAAAGGAAGCAUGGUCUUAGUUACUACACGAUAUGAGAAAAUCGCUAUAAACAUGGACCCUGUUCUAUGCCACAGGCUGGACAGUUUAUCUGAUGGAGAAUGUUGGGAUCUUUUUAAGGAAACAGCCUUCGUCUCUGAAGCCAAAGAAGCAAGACUGCAACACAUCGGCAGAGAUAUAGUAAAGAAGUGCAAAGGUGUUCCUCUAGCUGUGAGAUCGCUUGCAUUUAUACUAAAAUUCAAGGAAGGGGUUGAUGAGUGGGAAGAUAUCAGGGAUAGUCACCUCUGGGAAUUGGAGGAAAAACAAGAUAUAUCUUUUGAGAGUGUCCUACCAUCAUUGAAGUUGAGCUUUCAACAUAUGUCUGCCACCUUGAAAUUAUGCUUUGUGUAUUGCUCUGUCUUCCCAAAAGGCAGUUACAUUGAUAAGGACUUGCUGAUCCAACAAUGGAUUGCACUUGGGUUUAUUCGGCUUAAUGAGUCGUUCCAUCCUGAAAGGCACGAUUACCAGGAAAUGUAUUGAAGCACCAAAUGUAUUCUGUUUGCAUGACCUAGUAUAUGACUUGGCAAGAUCCCUGGCGAUGGUGGACCUACUUUUCCUUGACACUGAGAGUAACCUUAAAGUUAGUUCCACACACAGUGAUUGCCGUUAUGCAGUGCUUACCAAUUGCAGUCCAACAACUCUCCCUAACAAGAUGAUGCGAAAACUGAGGGCUCUCCAUGUUAACGAAUGGAAGCAAGAAAAGAUCCCUAAU
Molecule: messenger RNA, 980 nt
Organism: Triticum dicoccoides
Lineage: Eukaryota; Viridiplantae; Streptophyta; Magnoliopsida; Poales; Poaceae
Product: putative disease resistance protein RGA3
Exons: 2
Coding region: 35-748 (237 amino acids)
Biological process (GO): defense response to other organism
Molecular function (GO): ADP binding
Source: RefSeq, a predicted model, not a curated record